AAAGACAUGAUCCCGAUAUGGAAUUGAAAACGAAAUUUUUUGGCUGUCUGUCUGGUGAAAUCGCCAUGAUCAUUUUGGAUAUCUUGGAACUGAUAGUUGAGGUGAGCAAACGAUACUACUUUGAAUUAAAUUCAUAAAGAAAUUACCUUGUCAUACUGCAUGUAGUUCAAACCUCACUACUGUAGCAAAUAUCACAGGGUUUCUCUAUAGCUGCUAAGGCUUCCUCCUGUGGCAUCACUUGUCAGGAGAAAUUAGCCUUGUUAACGCCAUGCGACCAGACCUUGUUCCGCCAUUGUGCGGAAAAUAGACGGAAAAAAGAGAGGGAGUGAAUUUAGUGAAGUAGAAAUAUACUGCGUUUGUUUACGAGUGCUAUCUACUUCACAAAAUCUCUCUUUUAUGUGUUGUCAUCCUUUGUUGUUGCGCGGUUUUCCACACAAAAAUGGCGGACAAUGCCUCUGGUCGCAUGACGUGAAAAAUGCUGAUUAUGAUUUGCCCUUCUUAGGAGUUUUAACUGAUCUGAAAGCUCUCCAGUAGAGAUAAUGUUAUUAUGUUAUUUAGGCAGCCUUAAAAUACAUAGCGAGUGACCACAUUAUUUUUCAGACAUGCAAAUGCAGUAAUAUAAUUGUUGGUCAUUCAAGUGGUUUGCUACUAAAAUGUGUCCAAAUUGUAUGAUUGUUUGUAAAGGAAUGUAUUUUUUAUUUCAGACUUCAAUUUCAUCGGAUCAUUCUCAUACCAUUCUCACUGGUGUACUGAAGGUGCUACUUCAUUGUCUUAAUUGUUCUCAAAGUGAACGUGUUUUGCAGAGUAUGUUCCCAACACAGCGUUCAAUCGUCGCCAAGGUUAGUGUAUGUCAUUUGCAGAGCGGGCUUGGAUGUUUGAGGCAACCUUUGUACCUGAAAGUUAUGAAGAAACUGAAUACUUAAUUACGGUUUGAAAACCUUGGAAAGUUUGCUAGUCAUAUCGCGCCUCACAGAUAGCGAGACGUCCGCGUAUCCCCCUCCCCUGUCUUCUCCCGCAUCAAAUUGUGGAAUUAUGAAAUUGCUUUUCAAUGUAAAAAGGAUCUAAAGAAAAAUAUAAUUAUUGGCUAAGUUAUGCCCUCUUUCUUCCUCGCUUUUAGCCCCUCCCCCUCUUAUAUAGUCGUAUAUAGUAAUUGCUCUAUAUGCACCCUUAUUGAAAAAAUAUCUUGUUCUCAUUUUCUAGUAUCCUGAACUAUUAUUUGAAGAUGAUACAGAACUCAUAUCCGACCUGUGUUCUCGUUUACUUAAUCACUGCAGCUCAUCGUUAGCUAGCAUCCGAACUCAAGCAAGUGCCUCGUUGUAUUUACUCAUGAGACAGAAUUACCAAAUUGGAAAUGUAAGUUCACAUGAUGCAUUCAAGUUGCGUGCAAAGAUAUUUGACAUCAUUAUAUGUGCUUUAUUAUCCCCGAUCAAACAGGCCUAGGGCUUCCGGCAAUGGUUGCGGGCAAUAGGAUCCGGUCGACUAUUUACACCGGGGUGAAUGAAAGCAAUCUGUGUUACUAUGUAGUAAUUCAAUUUUAACGUUACACGUAUACCCGAAAUUAUAUUUUAGGCACCUGUACUAUACACAUGACUGACUUUUGAUUGACGAACUUCAAAAAAAGUUUGUUUAAAAAAAAUUCUUCUGGAAAACCUUUUCACUGCCAAAGGCGACUUUAAUCUCCCACAGGCGACAUAAAGCAAGCUGUAACCAAAUAAUCAAAAUUUUACUUUGUUCAUGGAUACAAAACAAUAAUAGAAAAAAAUGGUGUUAUUUUUGGCACUUUCUUUUUGCAGAAUUUUUCUCGUGUGAAAAUGCAAGUGACUUUGUCGCUGUCAUCCCUUGUUGGAACUCCCCAGGUAGGAUUUAUUGAGUGUAAAUAAUCGUUUAUAAAGCUUAGCGUUUUUAUCUGCAUAGUGUUUCAAUCUGAAUGGUACACAAGUAAUAGUAACUAUUUCAUUUGAAUAGAGUUGUUAUAAUGAGCUUUAAUAUAUUAUAUCUUUUUUUAAAUUACGUUUUAGUAUGUGAAUGGUGAACAUCUAAAACGAUCAUUGAAGACCAUCAUAACCUACGCUGAAACCGAUCAUGAACUAAAGAACACCAAUUUUCCAGAACAGGUAUAGAAAAUUCUCAUUCAGUUCAGUUUUCACACAGCUAUAAUUAUUAAUAGGCAUUUCGAUGUCUGCUCUAAUUAGCGUUGAAAAUUGGGAUUUGGAACUGACACCCUGUGUAACGCAAUCACGGUACCACGAAUAACGAAGAUUCUUGUUGGUAUAGCUACUGUUUAAUGUCUCCUGUUUGAACUAAUGUUGUUUUGAUAUUCUUUGAAGGUUCGUGAACUAGUGUUUAACCUGCACAUGAUUCUAACUAAUACAGUCAAGAUGCACGAGUUCCAUGAGGUAUGUUAUUUCACUGGAAUACAUCUACAUGUAUGAUCCUUACUGCGGAAAUAGCAUGUACUCUUGUGUGGGUAACAGUCUUAAAAUCUAAUUUCCACAUUAAUUGCCUUUCUGAUACUAUGCACGAUCAGAAGUUUCACAGUAAAAUUACCACGUCGCUGAGUAUUGCAUGGCCUCGUAGGCUCAGUCGGCAAAAAAUUUGGCGUGCUUUUCUUGUCUUGCUUUACUGCUCUACUUGCAACAAAAUAAGACUUAAAUUGUACGUUUAAAAUGUUCUUCAUUAAUCCUGAGUCACUGAUAUUGUUUUGUGCCUUUACUGUAGUCUUUUAUUAACCUUAAAAUUCUAUCAAUAAAUUGAAACAGUGGCGAAGCCAGCCCGACAAUUUGGUCAUGCGAUGCAAAUAUUUCCGUGUUCGUAGACUGUAAAAACAAUCAAUUUCUAAAUUUGCAUAGCAUCACCAAAUUGUCGGGCUGGCUUCGCUACUGAAUUGAAAACUUUGUUAGCUGUAUCUUGAAAUAAUUUCGUAGUUUGUCUCGUUAAUAUUCAGUGCACAUCAUCAUGUACAAUCUACGCAUGCUCUGUUAAGAUGAACACGAAGGGUAAUGAGUAUAUGAUGUGAAAUGUUUGGUGGAUUAAAUUAUGAAAUUCAAGGGCUAAGAUCUACUAAUUUGAGCACAUACUACUUUCAUUAGCCGGAGAUUAAAAUGUCUAUAUAGAAAAGCCUCCUAGGUGUGCUGAGCCAAGACGAAAUCGAUCUUGACGAGUUGACCAAACUGAAGAUUUCAUCUGACAAGUAAUCAAAACAUAGAUUAAUUUGAAAUUGAGGAUUGAAAUAUUUUAUUGCUAAGGAGAAGUUUUUCUUUUCCUACAGGCGUUGAAAUGAAUCCCUUAAAACAUAAUUUCCAAAGUAGAGAUUUCAAGUAUUGUGCUGUUUUUCAUUUCGUGGUAGCAUUAUUAUUUUGCAUUAUGUGUGAAUUUUGAAGCAUUUCUUUCGACGGCUAGAAAUAGCGAUCCUCUGUAUAUAAAAACGAUGUCCAGAAAUUUACUAAGUUUGCUAUUCUUGCUAAACAAUCUUAAUCUGACUUGAAUAGGAUCCUGAAAUGUUGAUUGAUCUAAUGUACAGAAUUGCCAAGGGGUAAGUCGUCAGCCUGCAUGAUUGAUUCUAUACCGUUAAGCUUUUUCCGGGAUGAUAAGUUGCGGAACUUCUUCAUGACCAUCAAAUCUGGUUUUGUUCGCUACCCUUGCUUUCUAUAUUAUGGUGUCCCUACUGUAAUGGCGUUUAACUGCAACAGAGGAUGAAACCAACCCUGAUGAACUUCUAAUUCGCGAAAGUCGUUUCAUUUCUAUUCUUAACGAAAAUUUUGUUCAUAAUCCUUGUCAUUGUCAUUUUACAUAUUGUUAGUUUUGAAAAGUAACACGUUUUGAAAAGUUAAGCCCCAAUAAAAAUGUUUAAUGCUUACUUCUCUACCUUGACCGUUAACUGUCACUCUUCUAAAUCUUCAGGUAUCAAACUUCACCAGAUCUGCGUCUUACAUGGCUACAAAAUAUGGCUGCUCAUCACACGAAGGUAUAACUUUCAGCACCUGUAUAUGCAUGCUUUUCAAGCUAACCCCUAACUGAUCUAUUAUAUAAUAAUAUUAAAUAAGAAAGGGUGAGUAUAGUCGUGUUUACACUACCAGCCUUGGCCUGGCCUUGGCCCACAUUUUGACAGUGUAAACAGACUUUGGCCUAGCCUUGGCCUGACCUAGGCCAGGAAAUCUGGGCCCACUACAACCGGUGGCCUAGGCCUGGGCUUGUGGAAAUGUAAACACUUUCGGCUCUGGCCUGGGCCUUAUUUUCAUUGCAACGUGUGCCCACAGUGAGAAAUUAGCGGACAACCAGCGGACAACGUCACAGCACAUAAAAAUACAGAAAAUUAAUUGCAAAAUUCUAGGCCAAAGUGAGCCAGUCUCAAAAAAUUUUAGUUUAAGUUCUGCCUGCAAAUUAUAGGGAUGGGAAAAAAUAUUUUACUUUCUGGGACCGCAACAGGUUCAUUGAAAAGUUUUCUGCAAAUAAUCAAGUGAAUCGACACUCGGACACUGUGUUUGAAACUAACAAGUUGUCAGAUUGAAUCUUAUAUUUUAACAGAAAAAUCAAUUUCAGUGCACUGAAAAUCUUAAUACUUUUAGGAAUAUAACAAAAAACUAAUUUAGAUAACAUGCAUCGAGGGGUCUGACCCAUUGAAAUGAAUAUAGGUUUAAGGUAAAUACAGAUGCAAAAAAAGGACACCACCAGGGGGAUCCAUGCUCUGCCUAAAUUUACUUAAAAUGCAUUUGCCAUACAACAUUUGUUACAUCAUUAAUUCUCUAGCCUAUAGAUUUAUACACUAUUACGCUAUUAAGUAAGAUGGAUGCACUUAUAAUUGCAUUUCCCAAGGCAUACCUAUACAAGUACAGGUAAUAUCUUUUCUAUUGGUUAGAAUCUUUAUCUUACAAUUAUCUUUUUUUCUUUCUUGGGGAAAUAUUUUUGGUAAAACCAAUGGUUCCGUGGUCCGAUACUUUUUCCACCCCUGCUGCACAAAAGUAAAUCGUAUUUCACAAAUAGAAUAAUAAUAACAGUAGCUUUAUUUACCAGGAUACCCACAUCACAUACGUCGUGUUCAUCAGUGGAGUUUUGGAUAAAUAAUACAAACAUUUACAAUAUUUAAACAGUAUAAAAAUAGAGAAAUAUUUGCAUCCACUGUACAACAAUGAUAAAAACGAACAAUUAAUUCAAUAAAUCAUUAAACAGUGCUAAUUUGGCCUGUAUAAGUGUGAAACAUGCCUCGAACAUUGUUCCGAAACCAGUCCAAAAGUACAUCAGGAAUGUGGGAUAUGAGAAUUUUCGGGUAUCGGUAUACUGGAAAAACUAUACCGAUAUUAUCGGUAUAUCGGUUUUUCGCCUUUUAAAUUAGAUAGGAAAAUUCCUUACUGGAGAUUUGAAGGAAAUUUUGAGUUUGAAUAAUUUGUAAAGUGGAAACACGGUUUAUGAUCAUUUCGAAGCUGUUUCGAAGGAAUUUGAGGUAGACAGACAUUGUUUUUAACACGAAAUGUCUACUUCUUUUACUUUGCAUUUGAGUAAAACAAAAAUUGAUGAUUUCGCCAUAUGCAUGGUGUGUAAAUUUGAUACGGUCUACCAAAAAAUUACGAUAUAUGGGAAAUUUCGACAUAUCGAUAUGACUGAAAAACUCAUACCAAUAUUGGUUUCAAUACCGAUAUUUUCGGUAUAUCGGUAUACCGAACAUUAAGUUUGAACAUUGUAAUUUGUAUUUUCAGUUAACCAAUCACCUGGAGGCAGCCAUGUGUGUGAUACACGCAGCAGCGUUGGUUGCAGAAUAUUUAUACUUACUGGAAGAUCAACCUCAUCUUCCUAUUGGCUGUGUUAGCUUUGAGAAGAUUUCUCCAAAUGUUCUUGAAGAAAGUGCAAUAUCUGAUGAUAUAUUAGCUCCCGUAAGUACUGACGUAAAAUACGCAGUCAAGUACCACAAAGGUAUCUUUUGUAAACUCAAAGUACCGUAUGAUAUAGUUGCCACAUAUUGACAUCAGAAAAUGUUGUUUUGGUACUUUAGAAAAUGUUUAAUACUUUCCUUCAGAACUAAAAACUGUAUCAACGUUUUACGGACACUUGAAAGUCGCUUUAGUGGACGCAUGGUUGCGGUGCACCUGCACGCGCGUGCAUGAUUCCGUAUUUGUUAUCAAUAGGAGGGCCGUAUGCCAAUGUCCUGGGCAUAUUGUGUAUAGUUAAAUGGGGCAUUUUUGAGACCCACAUGAAAUUGUUAUAUUCUGCACUGGUGUGAAAUAUUUUCGCUGUCCAACAGCACACAAAAACAGUUAUAGAAAUUCUGCAUAUGCUUAUGUAGGCGAGAAUAUCAACAACUUUGUUCAUGGUUGUUAUGAACAACAGGUGUUUUCGGCAAUUUAUAUGGACUUGAAGUUCUCCGUGAAGUGCUAUUUAUUUGUGGAUUUGCACGCCACGAAUAUUCAUUCAGUGUUGAUAUGGAUGAGUUUAGUUUUUUCAAUUGAAGGGAAAAUGUACUAACUCUAAGAGGCAUUUUUUUUAUGUCGCGUAUUUGCGAUGAAAAUCGUUCAAAAACCUAAAAUGUUUUGGCGUACCUCUCAAAAUCACUUUGCUAUAGCUUUAUUUUCUCGUUUAUGUCGUUAGCUACCUUUUGAAAUGCAUCUGCCGGUCGAGAAACAUAAAAUACUAGUUUAAAAAUUGUCAAUUAAAAAUACAAUUAUCAAUGAUUCUUUCAAAUUGACGCCCUAGCGUCGGUUGUUCGAAGCUGGAUUAGCGCUGGGUUGAAAUUUAAUCUGCUGUUUUGGUUUGUGUUUUUCUGCACGUCUGUUUAUUUCAAAAGUUCAGAAAAUAAAACUGCCGUUGAUCCAGACAAGAUUGCUGGGAAAAUAUUCCAUGUUUAUGAACAAGCUUUUGGGAAGAUUGUUUGAAGAUUUUGUUAACCCAUGCGGGAUUAACAUAACUGGCUCUUGAAUAAUCGGCCCGAGUUAGCAUAUUAAUUUAUACAGCAAAUUAAUUUUUAAAAAAUUACUAAACUUCGUGUAUUAUACGUCAUUUUCUCUUUGGCGUAUACCGACUAAAAUCGCUUCAUUUUUGCAUUAUUUUUUAGAUAAUGCUCUAAAUAUACUUUUUAAGAUUGUUUCCUGAUUGAGAAAUGUAUAAAAUAUUAAACAUGAUUUUUCUGUGUUGGUGUAAUGUACUCAGGUGAAUAUGAUGCUUGUGAUGUUACUCUGAGUGUAUAUCAACACCGGACAAGCUUGAUAUACACUCAGAGUAACAUCACAAGCAUCAUAUUCACCUGAGUACAUUACACCAACACAGAAAAAAUCAUGAUUACUAGAUUACAUUGAUAUCGAAGGAACUAGAUUCUGUUCCGAAAUAUCACAUACUCGAACCAAUCUGACCGCGUAGCUCAGUUGGCAGAGCAUUGGGCUAGUGUUCCAAAGGUCGUAGGUUCGAUUCCCACCGUGGUCAGGCAUAUUUUUCAAGCUUGCCCGGUGUGGAUAUACACUCAGAGUAACAUCACAAGCAUCAAAUAUUAAACAUUUAGAACGUAUUCAUAGGCAAAUACACUUUAAUUUUGAGCACGUGUUCUGUAAUGUACAAAGAAUCUUCUUUAAAUUAAUUGCAGUCUGCAGUCUUGGCACUACAACUAAUGAUUUGUUUGCUGUUCUUAGGAUCAAGAAGGAAUCUGUACUGGAAAGUAUUUCUCAGAGAAUGGAUUGCUAGGUCUCUUGGAACAAGCUGCUGCUGGAUUUAGCUUGGCUCACACGUAUGAAUGUGUGAACGAAGUUUAUAAAAUUUCUCUUCCAAUUUACGAGACUGCUCGAAAUUUCAAAAAGCUUUAUGAACUGCAUAUGAAAUUAUCGGGUGCUUUUGAUAAUAUUAUAAAAAAUGUAAGUGCAAAAUGGUGGUGAUCACACAGCGCUAGGAUUUAAUGCCGCACGGUACAUGUAUAGGUUAUAGUCAAAUAGUCAAAUAGUAUGAUGAAGUUGAUAUACCGCAGUGCGACAAUUGUGAUAUACUGUGUAGUAGAAUAGGAUGCAGUACCGGUUGUACGAUGGAUGGAUAGCGCUAUCCACCGGAUAAGUGACUUUUGCAACCUUUAAAAAUACCUGAAAAGCUGUACAACAACGGAUAUGGGCCUCGCAGUUGACAAAAAGAAAUUUAUUUAAGUUUAUAAAUCCGGGUUACACCAAUUAUGGCCAAUUUUUGAAAACUUGAAAAACUACUAUCCGCUAGAUAGAACUAGCGGCCCUCGUAGGUCAGGGCACCAGUACAAUAGGAUACAAUUCAUUGCAUAUCAGUGGAGUGUUGUGCAAUUCAGCACACCACAGUACACCGCUAUACAAAGUAGCACAUUACAGUACACUGCACAACGAAGUAUUGUGUAGUACAGUACCGUACAGUACAGUACAGUACAGUACAGUACAGUACAGUACAGUACAGUACAGUACAGUACAGUACAGUAAAGUACAGUGUUUUGAAGUAUAUUGUAAUGCAGGAUAAUAGAGUACAAUACAGGACAGUUCAUUGUAGUCAGUGCAGUACAGUGUACAGUAGUUGGUUGCAUUUCGGUACAGUGCAGUACAAUGCAGUGUACCCAUAGUGCAUUACGUGUCAUUUACCACGUUGCAGUGGAGAACAGUUUAGCACAAUACAGUAGGCUAUAUUGUUCAAAACUGCGUCAACGAUAAAGUUUAAGGCAUUUUGGAAGAACUGAAGCAUGCUUGCGUUUGUCCAUUUCUCCACUAACAUUCUCCAAUGUCUAUUUCAAUAUUUAGGAAGGAAAGAGGAUGAUGGGUACCUACUUUCGAGUUGGUUUCUUUGGCGAAAAAUUUGGUGAUUUAGAUGGUGAAGAGUUCAUCUAUAAGGAACCUGCAAUUACUAAACUGCCCGAAAUUUCUCUCCGAUUACAGGUAUAGUGUUACGAAACGGCGUUAGGGCCUUUCAUACCCUUUUGAGCAAAGGUACUACGGGUAUUUUGUGAUUAUUUCCUCACCUUUGUAUUUGGUCAUGAUGCUUUACUUGGCAAGACAGAGUUACUGCUAUGCAAAUUACUGCUGAGGCCAUUGUUGAUUUAUAGCUCAUGACGAAAUUUAUCUGUGCAAAGAUGAAAAGGGUGAUUUGAAACAUUGCUACCGAUGACGACGAAGGAUCAUAUUUUUGCAAAAACCUCGACAAUAACUUUAGAUAAUUAGUUUUGUUGUGCUUGCAUCGAGUCUCCAAACUAUGUCUUUUAGUAACUAACAACGCUAGUCUAUGCAUGUUUUCUAUAAUCUUUAUGUAACACGCAAUGUUGAAUUUUCUUAUUGUAACCUUGUUUAAUCGUUUAGUCAUUCUAUAAAGAUCGUUUUGGUGAAGAUUUUGUGGAAGUGAUCAAGGAUUCAAACACAGUAGACACAUCAAAACUAGAUCCUGAGAUGGCUUUCAUUCAAAUCACUUAUGUGGAACCAUACUUUGCUGAAUAUGAAAUGAAGGAUCGAAGGACGUACUUUGACAGACAUUACAAUAUACGUACGUAUCGUUAUACCCACUCUUGUAAUACAUUCAAAUGGGCACAACGAUUAAUUACAUGCCAUUGGCAAAAUAAUGGAAUAAAUCACGUUCCACGCUGUUCAAUACACCCUUCCGGAAAGUACGUCACUUUGUCUAUAGAGCCUCGUUUUCGUGUACGUGGCAUUGGUUAAAGCCUAACGUGGCAAUCAAGAAAUCAAGGCUCUAUAGCCAAGAUGACGUACUUUCCGGAAGCGUGUAUUACUAUUUUUAAUCAGAAGCUAAAUUUAACUUAUUGCACUAUCUUAUUAACUCUCUGACAAACGUUGGACUUCAGAGAGUUUCAACUGCGUAGAAUAUCUACUAUUUGCUCAAAAUUUGAAAACUUUACUGGAGUAAAAAUUUAUCAUCGACAGUUGUAUAAUCAAGUGCUUCAUCUUUCUUCCCAUAGGUCGAUUUGUCUUUGCAACACCAUUUACACCAUCAGGUCAAGCUCAUGCCGACAGUUUGGUGAAUCAAUAUAAGCGGAAAACAAUCCUAACUGUAUCUCAUGCUUUUCCAUAUUUAAAGACAAGGGUGAAUGUCAUUGACAAGGAAGAGGUAUGUUUUCAAAUGCCACAGCAGGUAUUUUUGGAUGCUUCACGCAGCAGAAUGUAUUGUCUAAAAGCCAUACCAGUCGACCUUUUGUUGCGGAGAGGAAUUUUGGUAUUGGCAUUAUCUAAUUAUUUCUAAAACAUAGUUGUGGUGCAAUAUUUUAUCGGUAUAGAACUGGCUGAGUUAGCACCCAGUAUAAGUAUAGGUAACCAUGCGAUGGCGAGUACAAUUAGGGAUGAAUAGUAUGAGUGAUGUUUGAAAAUUUUGCCAAAAUUGCCGGUCGAGCCGCCGGGGCGAUUCCAAUUUGGCAAAUUUCCAAACAUUAAUCCCUAAUUGUACGAGCAACAUCGCAUGAUUACUUGUUUAUUUUUAGCAUGACAAAACUGGAUUCUUCUUAAUGUCAACAUCAUAUUCUCUCGCCAAAGCCCAGUCCUGCCAGACUUUCAACCAAAAUUUGGUGCUUUUGUUCGUAUUUUCAUUUAUUUCUUUUGCUUUAAGUUCCUCUAGGGCAAUUUCAUUUGUGUUUAAAUACCUUUCCGCCAUUUUGUUUGUUUUGGGAAACUCAUUAACUGUACUGCAGCACAAUUAAUGAAAUAAUUGGACUCCUCUCAACCAAUCAGCAUCCAGUAAUUUUGUCAUGCUAAUAAUAAACAAUGUUAACAGUAUAAACGGUUCUGAUCACUUGAAUAUAUAAUGUGGCCACUUUAUAUACAAAGGGUUAUCCUGCUGCAAACACCCCUGAAUUAUUUGUCAUAAAUUUUCUGGGCAGAUCACGUUGACCCCUAUCCAAGUAGCAAUUGAAGAUAUCCAAAAGAAGACCAAAGAACUAAAGUCCGCUGUUUUACAAGAACCUCCUGAUAAGAAAAUUCUCCAGAUGGUUUUGCAAGGCUGUGUUGGAACUGCUGUUAACCAGGUUAGAACCAGUUUGUGAAGGUUUUUGGUUUGUCAAACUUGUAUGCGAGCUCAGCUUGACGAGAUGACAAUUGUAAAACAUGGCUCGUACGCCCCUUGGAAAUCGUGGAAAACCCAGGGGUUGUCUUAGUCCAAGAAACUUCUUGAAAAGUCUUGGAAUGCUGAAUUUGCGUGUAAGAUACUUAUACCUGGUUUCCAUAUAUGGUCGUAAAGAUUGAGUCACGAUCUUUCUCAUCAGCCGAAAUACAACAUUUUAGAACUGAAAAUACGCGGAGUAAUUACAACUAGAGAAUACUUAUGAUUUAUAUGUGGUUUACAGGUAUAAACUAUAUUAUAAACUGGCCGUUGAGAAAGAUCGUGACUCUAUUUUUACGACCAUACGACCUUAUGGAAACCAGGCUUUAGAGGAUUAAACAUUCUGUUUCAAAACGAUUUUACGACAAAAUUUGUAAAUCGAUUGCAUAUAGCAUGUUGAUCUUUUUCGAUGGUGAUAUUACUUAAUUUUAGUGAUAUUUUUGGUGAAAAACCAGUCGACUUAUUUGCAAAAUUACUUUUGUCGUAUUUCAAAAUAUAUACCCUGGAAAACGAGAGGAAAAAGUGGUUGAAAAUCCUGGAUUUUUAGAAUUAUGAAGAUGUACGAACGCUGAUAAAUAGGAAGUGCUGCUAGUAAAGUAUAUUGUAUUCCUAUACAUUACCGGUUGUACGAUGCCUGUGUAUUGUUGGAAGGCGGUGGAUAAGUCAGAAUUACCAGAUAAGUCCCGAAGGCGGCAGAUAAGUCAUAUAGGUCCCACAUACAGCAUCCUCCGAAUGAGUGAACAAAUCCCAUGCAUAACAAACACAUAUAAUUGCAUAGUGUUACCUGUUCUCAACGGUGAUGGUAAAAUGAAGUCCAUUCAAAAUUAUUUCCUCCUUGUUCCGAAUCAUCCUUGUUCCUAGAGCUUCUCGGCUGCGGGCUGCCUGUGAAGUUCUUGGGGACGAAGAUGGUUCCAAAGGAGGAUGGGACCGAAUGUGUCUGGUUUGACGCCCAGUACUCUGGCCAUGCACUGAUAUACAGAUAUACGCUCCGUUAAGGCAUUCAGAGUACAUAUGUUGAACAUGUACGCCUAGCUUUUCGGACACAAUAGUUUGAUGAUGGAGGUUAAACCAGUCAGGAAUGGUAGUAUUACUUGAAUGCAGGUCAAAUUUAUAGUCUUCUGUUAAGUAAGGGAGAUUGGGUUCGUCAUUGACUUUUUUUCUAGCAAGGGAUGUGACUGUUGGGUGUGACGUGAAACUCUUGAGUUCUCCGGCACUUCUCCGUCUCCCUAAUCCUGUAAACUGCAUGCUUUUUAUUUAUUAAAGUGCGACUAACCGCAAAUAUAAUGUUUGGUAUGUGUAAUAUUUGGGUCAUUCUAAGAAGAAAUGUAAUAUAUCUUUAUAGUAAAAAUCCUCAUCUUGAUCAACUUUUUCACUGUCAAAGUUUACGAAUAUGAUGUCAUUAGGUGAAUUUAAAAUUUUUGGUACAAAAACCAAAGGAAAACUAAUUCGCUAUUCACCUGAUGACAUCAUAUCCGCAAACUUUGGCAGUGAAAAAGUUGAUCAAAAUGGGAUUUUUUAUUAUAAAGAUAUAUAACAUUUCGUCUUCGAAUGACCCAAAUAUCACAGAUACCAAAAAUCGUAUUUGUGGUUAGUCGAACUUUAAACAAUUACGCAUUCCUGUUAAAAUGUGUCAUCCUUGUCUAGCUGCUCAUUUCUUAUGUCGACUACCGCACACAGGACAAACCCCAUCUUGGAUGAGAUGUAAUUGUAUUAUUUUACAAUUUAUUAUUUCUAUCAAUCUCUUUCAGGGUCCACUGGCAAUGGCCGUAGCAUUCUUGUCCGAUUUCCAUCACGACAAUGAUAGUAAUAAAGAUAAGCAUUUGAAUAUCAGCCGCGACCAUCAUAAGUUACGCCUGUGCUUUAAAGCAUUUGUGAAAUGGUAGGUUUGCAUCAAUUUCAUGAACUACUUAAUUAAAAUUUUUACGCUUUCGAAACGUCAUCUGGACACUACCUAUUUAGUUUAUAUAGACAUUAUAAAUUAUUAGAGGGGGCAUUUCGCAGGGGGGGAUAAAUCGAGUCAAACGAAAGGGGCAAAUUUAAACUUGCCAGUUGGGGCCAAUUCAUGUGCAAAAAUGAUUUAUCUUUAAUUCAAGUGUUAAAUCCUGGUUUUAUCGACAGUCCUGACUGUAUUACUUUUACUUGUUGGGAAAAUUGAGUGUCGUUUCCUUUCAUGAAAAUGGCAAAAAUUGCAACGUACCGAAAAGCAACGAAGCAAAUUUGGCCUUUCAAUACAAAAAAAAGUUUUGGAACAGUAACAAUGUUUUAAAAGUUUUUCUUGAUUUUUAGCUUUUAGUCUUUGCUUUAUCUACGUUAGAUAACUGGAAAAAAACGAUGUUUUUAUAGAUGUAAUAUUUUCUUCGCUGUACGUUUUUUUAUAAUCUUUAUGAUUUAAUCAUCACUCUACCCUUCUUUCUGUGUUUAUUCUUGUCAAUGGUUAUAAUAUCGCAUGAUUGUUGUUGUCGUAGGAAUUGACUGUCUUGUACAUAUAUGAACACCUAUUUAUUCCCUUUACUCGCUAUAUGCGUGCCAGACAGAGCACAUGCAUUUCAACAGAUCUAGAACUAGAAAUUCACACUUGGGUUAACUGCAAUUUCUAGCUGUGGCGAGGCACUGAAAAAGAACAAAGAGUUGAUAACAGAAGAGCAAAUCCCAUAUCAAAAAGAACUCCGAAGAAAUUACAAAGCUUUACAAGAACAACUCAAUCCUUUGUUGAAGAACAGAUUUGGUACAUUACGAGGCUCUAUGGGAAUGAGAAAAAAGUAAGUAUAUUGAGCAGCUACUGUGAACAUGAUAAAUUGACCCAUAUACCUUCUUUUCUGGCAUCAACCCAUUAUAUAUAUAUAUAUAUAUAUAUAUAUAUAUAUAUAUAUAUAUAUAUAUAUAUAUAUAUAUAUAUAUAUAUAUAUAUAUAUAUAUAUAUAUACAUAUAUAUAUAUAUAUAUAUACAUGGAUUUGUGGUUAAUGCUCAACAACUGGACUUUGUAUAGCUCAGUUGGUUAGAGCGUGGCCAGUUUCGCAACUGAAAGAAUUUUUUUGGGGAGGAAGGGUUGUAUAUUGCAUGAUUCCAUACCAAAUCCAUUUUCUUUUGUUUGUGGUUAAUAGGGAAUCAGUAGCUUUACGGAAGAUAUCAAUGGGACUCCCACUACAAGGCGUGUCAAAAGCCUGAGCAAGACGAGGUUUGCGGUAUGCUACGUUAACCAACAAAUUUGUGUAAAACAAUUUAUGCACUUGUGUUUCGUUCUUUGGCAAAGUGGCUAGAAUGCCGGAACUGUGACCGUAGUACGGUUCUUCUCCAGACAAGGAAUUGCUCGAGUAGAAAUGACACUAAUAAUUGAAAUUGAAUAUUAGAGAGAGUACAGUCAUCAAAAGCACACAAUGUGUAUAUAGUUGGUCAGUUCAUUGAACUUGAAGGACUUUAGGAUUUCGUCCAGACUAAGAUAAAAAAGAUUAAAUCUUUUGAUUAAAUUCUGCGGUGCUUGCUUUAGUUACAACCUUCCCAAGCAUCGCAACACGAUCCCAAAUUUAAGCACCUUGAUGAUCUAAUUAGUUUCGAUGGAUUUAUCGAGAUAAAAUUAUCAUGUUAAAUGUAGUAAAGUAAAAUACUGCUGUAAAUAAAUUAUCUGAACUUGAAUAAAUUACUUUAUAGAAUAUGA
Paramuricea clavata is the source of this 14660-nucleotide messenger RNA. The record is from the annotation of a GenBank genome assembly. Lineage: Eukaryota; Metazoa; Cnidaria; Anthozoa; Malacalcyonacea; Plexauridae.